CUCUCUCUCUCUAAAUCUAUAAAUACACAGUUUACCACUUGUUGGUGGAUCUCUCUCCACCACCUUAACAAACCAACCCAUCUCUCUCUCUCUGCUUUUCAACCGCAUCUAAAGAGCAAACGAAGAAGAAGAAGAAGAAGAAAGCCAAAGCCAAAGGAAUAUCCUCGGCGAUCCCAAUUCUCCAUAUAAAUACUCCACCAAAGGAAGCUCUCCUUCCUUCUUCUCAAACAGAAAAAUAACAGUUUCUGAUUAUGAAAGUGGACCACCACCACCAUCAGAACCAGCUCGUUGUUGGUGCCGACAUGUGCAGGACUACUACUAGCACUGUCGAGGUCAGAGAGUCUCCGCCGCCGGAGAAGCUUGUCUCCAUCGCCGCGGCCGCCGUCGCCGCCGCCACGGCCGAUGACGGUGAGGAUCUCUUCAUCCCUCCUCUCAACUUCGCCAUGGUGGAUAACGGCAUUUUCAGGUCCGGUUUUCCCGACUCCGCCAACUUCUCCUUCCUCCAAACUCUCGGCCUCCGCUCUAUCAUAUGUCUGUGUCCGGAGCCCUAUCCGGAGGCGAACAUGGAGUUUCUCAAGGCCAAUGGAAUUCGGCUUUUCCAAUUCGGUAUCGAAGGUUAUAAGGAGCCUUUUGUAAACAUUCCCGAAGAUACAAUUCGUGAAGCGCUAAAAGUUGUGUUAGACGUGAGGAAUCACCCUGUUUUGAUUCACUGCAAAAGAGGGAAGAUGGUUUGUUGCUCUGAUUGUCAGCAUCGAACUGGCUGUCUCGUCGGGUGCCUUCGUAAGUUGCAAAAAUGGUGCCUCACAUCUGUCUUCGAUGAAUACCAGCGCUUCGCAGCUGCCAAAGCUAGAGUUUCGGAUCAAAGAUUCAUGGAAAUGUUUGAUGUUUCAAGCUUGAAGCAUCUGCCGAUGUCGUUUUCAUGUUCGAAUAGGCAUAACAACCUGAGUUCCUGAAUGACUUUUGCUUUCUUUCCUUGGCGGAAGAGAAUCUAGAUCAGAGUUCGGAAUAAGUAGGAAAAGAUGAUGAUGAGUUCCUGCGAUGCAAUUCAGUGGCUGAGGAAUUAUUCUUCUUUUUCCCUUAGAAAAUUAAAAGGAAAAAAAAAAAAAAAAACCUAUAUCGUCGCACUUAUGUUUAGAAUUUUGCGUUCCCUUGAUCAUUGGAAGGCACUUCUUUCUUUGUAAACUCAAGGUUGGAGCCCUCUUUUGUUGAAGCUGCUCCUGCCAGUUAUUAAAUUGUAAGACCAGGCAGCUAAGAGAGGCUGUUUUCUACUUGUGAAUCUUAAUUGAGUAGUCAAGGGUAGAAAACUUAUAAAUAAACUCUCUCAUUCGAGAAGUAAUAUGACAUCUCUAAUGUCAUUAGUAAAUAGAUCUUUGCUGCAUUCAG
Morus notabilis is the source of this 1383-nucleotide messenger RNA. RefSeq names its product probable tyrosine-protein phosphatase DSP4. Lineage: Eukaryota; Viridiplantae; Streptophyta; Magnoliopsida; Rosales; Moraceae. Gene Ontology annotation, molecular function: phosphatase activity. Gene Ontology annotation, cellular component: cytoplasm. Gene Ontology annotation, biological process: protein dephosphorylation. The transcript has 5 exons. Bases 252 to 953 code for a protein of 233 amino acids. The record is from RefSeq and is a predicted model, not a curated record.